Messenger RNA from Limanda limanda (common dab), 4128 nucleotides. It is a transcript of the gene pag1, whose product is annotated as phosphoprotein membrane anchor with glycosphingolipid microdomains 1. The record is from RefSeq and is a predicted model, not a curated record. NCBI's taxonomy places the organism in Eukaryota, Metazoa, Chordata, Actinopteri, Pleuronectiformes, Pleuronectidae. The coding region runs from base 1 to 1371 and encodes 456 amino acids. Gene Ontology annotation, biological process: intracellular signal transduction; negative regulation of T cell activation. Gene Ontology annotation, cellular component: membrane raft; plasma membrane. The transcript has 7 exons.
AUGGCUCCGGUGUUGAGUGGAGUGUGGUGGGGGCCAGAGGCGGGCGUGGUCGGGUCGGGGGCGGCCGCUGCCACCGGGGCGGCGUCGUGGCUCGGCAGUGAGCAGCUGAUCCUGCUCUUCACCCUCAGCACCCUCACUGUCCUGCUGCUGGUGUCCAUGCUGCUGCUGCUCUGUGCUAGCUGCCAGGGGCAGAAGAAAGCAGCCAAUGGACAUCAAGCAGGAGACCACGACAACCUCAUCAAUGGAGUGUCAGAGAGAGAGACGAUCAGCCAAUCAGCAGAGAGUCCAGUGACGGACGUGGGCAUCAGCAGCUCUCACAAUGGUCCUCUAACCAGCGGUACAAUCCUCACAGACACACAGGACACCAGUCCCCACCCAUCUGAGGAGAUGCUCUCCAGCCAAUCAGAGCUCAGGUCCUCCAAGUGUCCUCAGGACCGCGAGCUGCCCAGCAUCCCUCCCAACACCGCCCUGAUCGGGGACGGACCCCCAGCCCUGGGGGACAGCACCUAUGAGGUGGUGAAGGAGAUCGCAGCGGCGUCCCGUGACGUCAGCGUUGAAGACUCCCUGUACGAGACGGUCAAGGAGCUGAAAGACGCCCCGGCCCAGGUCGGCCUCCCCAACGGUACCGUCCAGCUGAGCCCCGACAAACCCCCCCACCACCCCCCCGCCCUCCUCAACGGCAACCUCAGCCCCUGCACACCUGAGCGGGGUCCCCUGUGCGAAGGGGCGGAGUACGCCUCAGUCGACUGGAACAAGAAGAGCCGUCACAGUGCCGACAUGGAGACCAAAAGGCGCUCUGAUAACGCCGCCAAGCAUUUUCUCAAGUCUCUGGAGGAACCAGAGGAGGACUUGCCUCCGCCGGUACCGGAGAAGGUUCUGGAUGAAAACGACAACCAGCCGUUGGUGAUGAAUGGGCUGGAGGGGGCUGGGCUACACAAUGGAGAGUUACACUCCCCCCUGUCUCCUCCAGCCGGCUUCGACAACCACGUUCUGUCAGACAAUGAGUCCGCUGUGUAUUCCACCGUCAACCAGACAAACGAUGACGAAGCUGUGAACGAGGAAGACAAGGAGCACGACUACAGCAGCAUCGCCGAACUCAAAGGUCUGGUCCCGUCCUCCUCCUCCAGCGACCUCUACGCGACCGUCCGAGACAUCUACCCCCAGCCCGACCUGCCACAGGUGGGGGACGACCCCAUCCUGGACAGCACAGAUGCCGGCUACGACACCAUCCGCAUCCCAAAGACUAGGAGCGCGGAGGAUGACCACAGGGACAGGCUGGGAGCGGGGGGGUCAGACAACGGCAGAUCGCCGGAGCCUGACUACGAGAGCGUCGGGGAGUUGGGUCUCGGCCCAGAAAUGUCCCGUCUCUGAGUCCCCUCCUCGUCUUCUUCAUCUGUUUGGGACGAAGCCUCCCGUGUGAUACGUCUUUGUAGUGCUUUGAACCUGCUAGCGAGCAUGCUUCUGGUGCAUGACUUUGGGAAAACGGCAGAACACGGCUCACCACACCGCAGCCGUCAUCAACACACGAGUGUCCACUUUGCAGCUCGGGUACGGUUUAUCACAUCGGAACUUUUUAAUUUAUCACAGGCGGUCAUCGGUACUCGUAGGUCUGGUAGUCAAUGGCUGUACCUCAGUCACCGGGCAUUCAUCGUGUGGAAGAUUUCACUUUGAAUUGCAAUUGAAUAUCUCGUCUCUUCUGACAGUGCAUAUCAUGAACGCUGGGUUGUGUUGAACAAAAAGAAUUACACACGACACACAUGCAGCAUUUGAAGGGGUUAGCUGAGGACACUAUCUGUUCCUGCAACGUAAAAAAAAAAAAAAGAAGAAGAAAAAAAAAAGGUUUCAGUGCCAUACACUCAUGGAAUUCAUGCACUUACUGUUCCUUACCGAACAUCAUGUUAUUUUUACUCCACAUCGACAGCUGCUAGUUGCUUUCUAGCUUCCUCCAGGUGACUCUUCAUCAUGUAUUAUUGAGGUGUGAUUCGAGGUUGUUCCUCCACUGUGCAUCCUCUGCGUGAAAUCCCAGUGAAUGAGAUAUGGGCAUUGGGAGGGAAAGGCCUGUCUUAUCCCUGACCAAAAUAAACAUCUGAUAGAUUAUUCGCCAUCAAACGAAAAUGUGGACUCUUAAACUUUAGGUCAAACUUGUCAGGGGGAUAUGAAACUAGUCAUACGCAGAACCAAAAUGGAAGCCAGAGCUUGAGGAAGGAGGUCAGCGUCACAUGAGCUUGCCGUUUCGCCAUGCAUCUAAAAAUGUAUUUUUUACAUGUUUUUCAGCCCUUGUCAGCAUUUUGUAUUGAAAUUCCUAUUUAUUUGAGGAUGCAUAUUAUUACGUAAUAGUGAAAUGUGUCUAUGAGAGGAAAGCAAGUCGGGUUUUAUAGACGUUUCUAGCAUUUUUAUCGAGAUACAUACUAAAAGAAGGUGAGUUGUGAGGCAGUAGUAAGGGUACGCACUGCCUCGGCUUUGAUUCAAAAGAAGAAUACGUGUGAUGAGACCAUAUUUUCCUUUUUUGUCAUUUUGCACAGGGAUCAAAACAAAUAGAGAAAAAAGACUUGUAAUGUGAUGAAAUGACACAGCCUUGUAUUACGAAUGCAAAUGUUAUCGAUGAAAUGUUUUUUUUUGUUGUUAUCAUGCUUCUUUGAGCCGACUCUUGGUACCGUAUCAUUUUCCGUUGGCAUCGUGUAUUAUUUCAAAGCACAAGGUUUAUUUCUAUUAUAACGGUACUGCAUUUAUACACAGGUUAUUAUUACAGAUCAGUUACACCUCUGCACAAUUUAAAUAUCCAAUGUUUGUUGAGUUGUAAGAAAAAAAACAACAACACAUAUCUGUCUGUUUGUAGCUUGUGAUGACGACAUGCCAACCGAGGCUUGUAUAUACAGUAGUAGGAGCACUAUUCUGACUGUAACUCGCUGGAAGUUUUAUGUAAGCUUUUACUCGUUUGUACAAUGUUCAGAGUGAUAUGAUUUUUUUUAGAAUAAGAGCACUGAUAAUACGUCUGACUUGUUUUUGAAGUAAACCUGAAGCCCUCGUGUCCGACGCCUUUUGCCUUGUAACGUAACUCAGAGUUGCUUUUUUGAGAAGUAGUAACCAGUCACAGGUCGGGAAUAUGGUACAGUGUUUUGGUACGUACAUUUGCAGAAACAUUAAUUGUGGUACUAUUAUUUAAAAUAACUGAAUUAUUGUCUGAAUACUGAUGUUUGGUGUUUCUUUUCUAAAGGCCAAUGUUGUUUGUUUUUUUGUUGCUGUAAAUAUAUCUUUCACUCGAACAGUAUUUUCCCCACUUUAGCAGAAGUGUUGUUGGCGUCUACUUCCACCACAUCAAAACAUAACAGCAUCUCCAGCCUCUGUUCCUGUUUCACCAGACGUGCAGGAGCUUGUCUGCGCUUCAGAAAAACAAAGACGGCCCCUGCCGCCUGGUAUUAGAUUCGUAAAUGAUAUCAGACAUUGGAUAUGCAGUCACAUAGCCCAGCAAUCCUACAGGCGAGAGAGUAUUGGAGAUGCAAUCCAAUCCCAGUAUAUUUUUAAAGUAUAAGCGAAGCCCUCAGAAAUAUCACAUUCAUUUCUGCAGAGGGGUAAUUAUCAGUGUUAUUUUCACUCCCAAAGAACACACAACCCCUUUGAGCGAAUGGUUCCUAAGCCAAGUGUCGUGGUUGUGUGUCGGGGUAGUGGCAUCAUUUAGAUAUAAUGGUGUUCACAGAUCGCUAUAUAUGACCUUUAAGGAAAUGAUCUACCAAAAGGGGGGGAUGCUUUAGUGCCAAAUCUAAUCAGGACACCGCAUACACAUUGUUAAUAGAUACUUACCUAAAAUCACUUAUUCUGUCGAGCUGCCUGUUUCGGUCAUAAAAACACACACACACACAUGCAUGUCUUCUCCCUUCGGGGGGUGGGGGUGUCGCCUGAGACGCUCCUCCGCCGCGUCUCCUUUCGGCUCCACCAGUCCCUUAAUGAGACCAUUUGUUCCAGCCUACAACAAGCAGACGACUCUGUGGUGACACCCGUCUUUGAUCACAGGGCAAAGCCUGUUUCUGGCAGUUAUGGCCACAUCUGUCACUCCACUCUGUCCAGCUUCCAUUCUCAGCAUGUAAAUAUUUUAUGACAUGAAUUGUUCUAUUAAAAUAUAUAUAUAAUAAA